AAAGGAAGAAAGAAUACUCUUCUGGAGAGGGAGAGAGAGAGAGAGAGGGGUUUCGACACUGAAGAGAGAGAGAGAGAGAGAGAGAGAGGAGACGACAAAGGGAUGGAGAAGAAGGGAAGCUCCAGUCUCAACAUCGCCCUCAUUCAUCCUGAUCUCGGAAUCGGGGGAGCUGAAAGAUUAAUUGUUGAUGCUGCCGCGGGACUUGCAUCCCAUGGUCACAAGGUUCAUAUUUUUACAGCUCACCACGACAGAACUCGAUGUUUUGAGGAGACUCUUGCCGGAACCUUUCAAGUAACUGUAUAUGGUGCUUUCCUACCCCGUCAUAUUUUCUACCAUCUACAUGCUGUAUGUGCCUAUCUCAGGUGCAUUUUUGUUGCUGUCUGUGUGUUGUUCAUGUGGCCAUCAUUCGAUGUUGUGCUAGCUGAUCAGGUCUCUGUAGUCGUUCCGUUGAUGAAACUAAAGAAAUCAACUAAGGUUGUAUUCUAUUGCCACUUUCCGGAUUUGUUGCUGGCUCAACACACAACCAUUCUUCGGCAGAUAUAUCGGAAACCCAUAGACUUUAUAGAAGAAGUAACGACUGGUAUGGCGGAUUUGAUUCUGGUUAACAGCAGAUUUACUGCAUCUACUUUUGCGGGUACAUUUAAGCAUCUUCAUGCGAGAGGAAUCAAACCAGCCGUGCUUUACCCUGCGGUGAAUGUACAGCAGUUUGAUAAACCCCAUGCUUUUAAGUUUAAUUUUCUCUCUGUCAACCGCUUUGAAAGGAAAAAGAAUGUUGAAUUAGCAAUAUGUGCUUUUUCCUUGCUGCAAACCCUUGGAGGUGAUGUCCAAGGUCUUAAUGUUGCCGACGCUACGUUGACAGUUGUAGGCAAGUCUAUCUCUUUCCAGCUUGAGUACAGAUGUGGCUUUGAUAAACGGCUAAGAGAGAAUGUUGAAUAUUUGGAGGAAUUGAAAGGCUUAGCAGACCGGAAAGGGGUGUCUCACAAGGUUAAGUUCAUGACCUCUUGCUCAACAGCCGAAAGAAAUAUGCUACUUUCGCAAUGCCUCUGUGUUCUUUAUACACCAAAGGAUGAACAUUUCGGAAUCGUUCCAUUGGAGGCAAUGGCAGCCUAUAAACCUGUAAUUGCAUGCAAUAGUGGGGGUCCUGUGGAGACGAUUAAGAAUGGCGUGACAGGGUUCCUUUGUGGUCCUAGCCCUCAAGAGUUCUCUUCAGCGAUGGAAAAGUUCAUAAGGGACCCGCAAAUGGCAGAGAGAAUGGGUUCUGAAGCUCGACAACAUGUCGUUGAGUCAUUUUCUACCAAGAUUUUUGGCCAGCAUCUGAACCAAAUUCUUCUUGAUAUAGCUCGGGGGAAGGAGGAUUGAGACAUCGAAAACUACAUGGAAAAUAUGUAUUCUGCUGUUAGGGUGUCAUGGUUAUGGCAAAAAUGCAAUUCUUACAGUGUUUGUAUGUUGUGUUGCCUUUGACUAUUUUAGAAUAGCAGUCUGGUAAAUUACACAACCUACGUGAGAUUUUACCCCAUCAGCGAGUUAUACCCAUAAUACUAUAUUUUUUAAGUUAUCUAGCAGUAGUGGAGCUUUGCUAUUAGUUGCGAGGUUCUGAAACUCAACGGCAAUACAACAAAUGGUUACAGUGUCAA
This is a messenger RNA of Rhododendron vialii, 1634 nucleotides long. RefSeq lists its product as uncharacterized. The coding region runs from base 103 to 1359 and encodes 418 amino acids. The record is from RefSeq and is a predicted model, not a curated record. The transcript is spliced from 8 exons. NCBI's taxonomy places the organism in Eukaryota, Viridiplantae, Streptophyta, Magnoliopsida, Ericales, Ericaceae. Gene Ontology annotation, molecular function: alpha-1,3-mannosyltransferase activity; GDP-Man:Man(1)GlcNAc(2)-PP-Dol alpha-1,3-mannosyltransferase activity.